CGCCUCGAGAGCCACGUGAUUUCAUUACCCUUCGACACGUUUCGACACGACAACGAAAGAGCGUCUAGCCGCCGGCGACUUACCGCCAAAAUUUUCACAUCGCGAAUUUUCACCCUUCAAAUAUUUUUUAACAAAUAAUCACACAAUUUCCGAGCGAAAUUAAUCGUCAACUCAUCCCGACGUUCGUUACCCGCAGCCGGCUCUUUGUAGGCGGAACAAAUUGGCGGGCGAGUAGAGCCGGAUAUUGUACUUCGAUGUUCAUUAAAACUCCCUAGAGAACGAAAAAUGGACGCCUUGCUGUUUGCGUUGGCUUUGGAAGUGGUUCUCUUGCAAAUGCGGAUACUCGAGAGCACCACAGAACUGAGGUUGCGGGUUCAAAUGAACACGAAAACCGACAAAGCACAGCGAGGGAAACUUGUGAGGGACCGGCAUACCGUAAAAGAUGUUAUUCGAAGGACGCUCAUAGAAGUCGUAGAGAGUGGCGCGUGGGGCACCCUCCAAGAAUCAGUCCAAGCUCUCCUUGAUGACGACUCGUACGCCGUCAUUGUACGAUCGGACCAUGAAAAGCUUAGAUUCUCUCGCACGUCAAUUAUCAAUGAAAUGAAGACAAAACGCAAACAAUGGGCAAUCGAACUACAGAAUGCCGACCACAAAAUUGCUGUUGUUCGAGAUAAGAUAAAGAACGAGCAACAGAACGCAAACGCGCGUCUAUGCUACGUAGAGAAGUGGCUGUUCGCGCGCGCCGAGUCACUCGACAUGCAGCUGGACGAGCCGCGUGCGCCCGCACCGCGUGCCGACCACGAGCACCGUGUGCACGACGAGCUGGCCAAGGCAUAUGAGUUGCAGAUCAAGAGAAGUGGCUGUUCGCGCGCGCCGAGUCACUCGAUAUGUGCCGACCACGAGCGCCGCGUGCACGACGAGCUGGCCAAGGCGUAUGAGUUGCAGAUCAAGGAACGUGAAGAUUCGUUGGAAUAUUGGAAGCAGCGUUACGUGAAUGACACGAACAAGAUGGAAGAUACACUCACUAAGAAGCGCGAAGAGCUUCGAGUAGCCCUCGCUCGUCGUCAGGAUCUACAAAAAUUGUACGACCUGCAUGCUGGAGAGAUGCGAGCUUGGCUGACGUUCAAGAGCGAGAGAGCAGCUCGCCUGGCGCGCGAGGAGAGACUCGCGACAGCCGCUAGAAGGAUCCAGGCGUGGUGGCGCGGAGUCAUGGUGCGACGCGCGAUCGGCGCCUUCAGAUACCUCAAAAGUAUCAAGAAGUCACCUUCAAAGUCUAAAAAGAAGUAGAAAUAGUUAUUUACAAUACCAAAAUUUCCCUAGA
Molecule: messenger RNA, 1321 nt
Organism: Ostrinia nubilalis (European corn borer)
Lineage: Eukaryota; Metazoa; Arthropoda; Insecta; Lepidoptera; Crambidae
Product: dynein regulatory complex protein 9-like
Exons: 10
Coding region: 286-1287 (333 amino acids)
Biological process (GO): cilium organization
Cellular component (GO): cytoplasm; motile cilium
Molecular function (GO): protein binding
Source: RefSeq, a predicted model, not a curated record